AGGGACCUAAAUGAUAUUUAAUCAAACCUGAUUUUUAUUUCCAUAUACACCCUUUAGAGCCUCUAUAUAUCAAUUGACGCAGCCAGAAAGACUAGCCACCACUUUCCUAGUUGAAAUCCAUCUCUUAGAUUUCUCUUCUCUGCUUCUACCCUGUUUAGCCAUGGCAAGAUCUUCGAUCAAACCCACUCCUCUUUUGAGAGAUGAGCUCGAUAUCGUAAUACCCACUAUUAGAAAUCUUGAUUUCUUGGAGAUGUGGAGGGCAUUUUUUGAGCCAUACCACUUGAUCAUAGUCCAAGAUGGUGACCCAUCAAAGACCAUUAAGGUUCCUGAUGGUUUUGACUAUGAACUUUACAACAGAAAUGAUAUUAAUAGGAUUUUGGGUCCUAAGGCCUCUUGCAUUUCCUUCAAGGACUCUGCUUGUCGUUGCUUUGGUUACAUGGUCUCGAAGAAGAAGUAUAUCUUCACUAUCGAUGAUGAUUGCUUUGUUGCCAAAGACCCAUCAGGCAAAGAGAUUAAUGCACUUGAACAGCACAUCAAAAACCUUUUAAGUCCAUCGACUCCGCAUUUCUUCAAUACUCUUUAUGAUCCAUACAGAGACGGUGCAGACUUUGUCCGUGGAUAUCCUUUCAGUCUCCGAGAGGGUGUUAUAACUGCUGUUUCUCAUGGCCUCUGGCUUAACAUCCCUGAUUAUGAUGCUCCCACACAGCUCGUGAAGCCUCUUGAGAGAAAUACAAGGUAUGUCGAUGCUGUUAUGACAGUACCCAAAGGAACCCUUUUCCCAAUGUGUGGCAUGAACUUGGCAUUUAACCGUGAGUUGAUUGGACCGGCAAUGUAUUUUGGGCUCAUGGGUGAUGGUCAGCCAGUUGGACGCUAUGACGAUAUGUGGGCUGGCUGGUGCAUGAAGGUGAUAUGCGACCAUAUGGGAUGGGGAGUUAAAACCGGUUUGCCCUAUAUAUGGCACAGCAAAGCUAGCAACCCAUUUGUUAACCUGAAAAAAGAGUACAAGGGCAUAUUUUGGCAGGAACAACUGAUCCCAUUCUUCCAAUCUGUUGUGCUUCCAAAGGAAUGCACCACCGUCCAGAAAUGCUAUAUCGAACUUGCCAAGCAGGUUAAGGAGAAGUUUGCGGAUGAAGAUCCCUACUUUGUUAAACUAGCAGAUGCCAUGGUUACUUGGAUUGAAGCUUGGAAUGAACUUAACUCUCCUGAAGGAAAAUCUGCAACUGGAAGUGCAAAGCUACUCAAUGGCACUGCAAAAUGAGCAAUUUGAAAACCAGUUACUGCUUACCUUCUUAGUACUAAAUCUGUUAGUUGCCUAGUUGGUUUAGCUUCAAUAUUAUCAUUAUUUAUUAUUUAUUAUUGUUAUUAUUAUUAUUGAAUUUUUUUCCACUAUUGAAUGAAUUUGAGAGGAUUUCUAGAACUUUUAGAAAGGUAAAUUCUAAUGUAUUUAAUAUGGAGCUUAGAUAUUUGAGGCAAUGGGAUUUGAAAUUGAAUUGGGCAUGAUUUACUGGAAA
Molecule: messenger RNA, 1511 nt
Organism: Jatropha curcas
Lineage: Eukaryota; Viridiplantae; Streptophyta; Magnoliopsida; Malpighiales; Euphorbiaceae
Source: RefSeq, a predicted model, not a curated record